Molecule: messenger RNA, 1898 nt
Organism: Panicum virgatum (switchgrass)
Lineage: Eukaryota; Viridiplantae; Streptophyta; Magnoliopsida; Poales; Poaceae
Product: UDP-glycosyltransferase 91C1-like
Exons: 2
Coding region: 109-1632 (507 amino acids)
Molecular function (GO): UDP-glycosyltransferase activity
Source: RefSeq, a predicted model, not a curated record
GUUUUACAAUCUGAUCGAAAACACCUCUACAUAUGUAAACGACCGGUAGGGGUCCGCCGGUCAGGCCGUCUCACCCAGCUGCAUCCGAUCCAUCGCCCAUACGGCAUCAUGGCCGGAGACCAGCAGCAGCAAGCUGAAGCCAGGGCAGCUGAUCCUCUCCACAUCGUGGUGUUCCCAUGGCUGGCCUUCGGCCACCUGCUCGCGUUCCUCGAGCUCGCCAAGCGGCUGGCGGCACGCGGCCACGCCGUCACCUUCCUCUCCACGCCGAGGAACGUCGCCAGGCUCCCGCCGGUGCCCACGGCCCUGUCCGGCCGCGUCCGGACCGUGGCCUUGCCGCUGCCGCCUGUCGAGGGGCUGCCGGAUGGCGCGGAGUCCUCAGCUGAUGUGCCGCGCGAGAAGGCUGACCUGCUCAAGCUCGCCUUCGAUGGCCUCGCCGCGCCCUUUGCGGACUUCCUCGCCGCCGCUUGCGCACGGGACCGGAGCAAGGAUGGCCGCCUAGAGGGGUUUGAGAAGAGGCCGGAUUGGAUCGUGGUCGACUUUGCGCAUCACUGGCUGUGCCCCAUCGCCGAUCAACACCAGGUUCCCUGCGCGAUGUUCUCCAUCGUCCUGGCAACCACGAUCGCGUACAACGGCUCACGCCGGGAGAACGCCGAGCACCCCCGCGUCACCGUCGACGACUUCAUGCCCAUGCCGAGGUGGUUCCCCUCGCCGUCAUCGUCGUCCCUCGCCUACCGCCGCCACGAGGCCGCGUGGAAGGCCGCCUUGUUCCGGCCCAACGCGUCGGGAGUCUCCGACAUGGAGCGCAUCUGGCGGACGGAGCAGCGCUGCCGCCUCCUCGCGUUCCGCGGCUGCCCGGAGGUCGAGCCCGGGGUGUUCCCACUGCUCGCCGAGCUGUUCCGCAAGCCCGCCGUCCCGGCCGGCCUCCUGCUGCCGGAGGCGGGGGACGCGCGCGGCGGCGGUGGCCGUGGCACCGACGACGGCUCUGAGGAGGAGGUGGCGCGGCAUGGCGCGCUACGGUGGCUCGACCAGCAGCCAUCGAGGAGCGUCCUGUACGUGGCGCUCGGCACCGAGGCGCCGGUGACGGCGGCGAGCGUGCACGAGCUCGCCCUGGGGCUCGAGCUCUCCGGGGUGCGCUUCCUGUGGGCGCUCCGGGCGCCGAGCGCCAACGCGGCCGGCACGCCGCUGCUGCCGGAGGGGUUCGAGGCGCGCACGCGCGGGCGCGGCGCGGUGUGCGCGGGGUGGGUGCCGCAGGUGCGCGUCCUGGCGCACGCCGCGGUGGGCGCGUUCCUGACGCACUGCGGGUGGGGCUCCGUCGCCGAGAGCCUCCGGUUCGGCCUCCCGCUGGUGAUGCUGCCGUUCGUCGUCGACCAGGGCCUCGUCGCGCGGAUCAUGGCGGAGCGGGGCGUCGGCGUGGAGGUGGCGCGGCGCGACGGCGACGGCUGGUUCGGCAGGGACGACGUCGCCGCGGCGGUGCGGCGCGUGAUGGUGGACGACGAGGGGAAGAAGACGCUCGCGCUCAACGCGACCAGGUUGCAGGAGUUGGUCGUCGGCGAGGAUGGUGGCCGGCAGGAGCGGUAUGUCGACGAGCUCGUGGAGUGCUUGCGGAGGCAUGGCUCCACCGGGACGCUUUGAGGAAUUGAGGCGACGCAAGUGUUCGACGACAGCUUCUAUGUACAAUGCGUAUAGGAUUUGUAAGGGCAUUUUCUGGUUCAGGCGGCAGACGACGGCAGGACGGCUCCAUGCGCCCAUAGAUCACAGAAAAGUCUAUGGGCGGUUCCGUACUUCAAUUAUUGCCGGAUUAUGGGUUUGUAUUUUUUUAACUAACAAGUUGUGUUUAGUUUCUCUCCCAAAUUUUUUUGAAGAGAAUUUUACCAUUUAGAAAUAUUAAAUAUCUGUUU